AUGAUUGACUCAGUGUGGGGUUGGGCCUGCCCUCCCCUUCGCCUGCAUUUGGCACCACCAACUCGCAGGAUGGGGGAGAUGGUUUUAGGGGAGCGGCCCCCAUCGCCAGCAAGAUUAUCUCAUACAUCAGAGAAACAUCCUAAAAGUACUCUAACCGAACUUAAUGUUUUAAGAAGGCAUAGAGAGCUUUGUGAUGUAGUUUUGAAUGUUGGGAACAGAAAAAUCUUUGCUCACAGAGCCAUACUUGCAGCCUGCAGCCCUUAUUUUAGAGCCAUGUUUACUGGAGAACUAUCUGAAUCAAGGCAAACUGAAGUUACUAUAAGGGACAUAGAUGAAGUAGCAAUGGAACUUUUAAUCGAUUUCUGUUAUACUUCUCAUAUUGUUGUCGAAGAAGGAAAUGUACAAACUUUAUUGCCUGCAGCUUGCCUUUUGCAAUUGGUAGAAAUUCAAGAUAUUUGUUGUGAAUUUCUAAAAAGACAACUAGACCCUAGUAACUGUCUAGGAAUUAGAGCUUUUGCAGAUACUCACUCUUGCAGGGAGCUUUUAAGGAUAGCCGAUAAAUUUACCCAACACAAUUUUCAAGAUGUUAUGGAGAGUGAAGAAUUUUUACUAUUACCUGCUGGACAAUUAGUCGAUAUAAUAUCAAGUGAUGAGCUGAAUGUCAGAUCGGAAGAACAAGUUUACAGUGCUGUCAUGAAUUGGUUAAAAUAUAAUGUAUCUGAACGAAGGCAACAUUUAGCUCAAGUAUUGCAACAUGUUCGUUUACCUCUAUUAAGUCCCAAGUUUUUAGUCGGAACUGUAGGCUCCGAUUUACUCGUCAGAAGUGAUGAAGCAUGCAGAGAUUUAGUAGAUGAAGCCAAAAAUUAUUUAUUACUUCCUCAAGAAAGACCAUUAAUGCAAGGACCAAGAACAAGGCCUAGAAGGCCUACCAGAAGAGGAGAAGUUUUAUUUGCAGUUGGCGGUUGGUGUAGUGGAGAUGCGAUUGCUUCAGUUGAAAGGUUCGAUCCACAAUCUGCUGAUUGGAAAAUGGUUGCUCCAAUGAGUAAAAGAAGAUGUGGUGUAGGCGUCGCUGUUUUAAAUGAUUUGCUUUAUGCUGUUGGUGGUCAUGACGGGCAAUCUUAUUUAAAUAGUACCGAAAGGUAUGAUCCUCAAACGAAUCAAUGGUCUUGUGAUGUUGCUCCCACAACUUCAUGCAGGACGAGUGUUGGUGUUGCAGUUUUAGAUGGUUAUCUAUAUGCUGUUGGUGGUCAAGACGGAGUUCAGUGUUUAAAUCAUGUCGAAAGAUACGAUCCUAAGGAAAACAAAUGGAGUAAAGUUGCCGCCAUGUCUACCAGAAGAUUGGGUGUUGCUGUUGCAGUACUAGGAGGCUUUUUAUACGCCAUUGGAGGAUCUGAUGGUCAUUGUCCUUUAAAUACAGUCGAAAGAUACGAUCCGCGUCAAAAUAAGUGGUCUACGGUGGCACCCAUGUUCACGAGAAGAAAACAUUUAGGUUGUGCCGUGUUUAACAAUCUCAUCUACGCUUGCGGAGGAAGAGAUGAUUGCAUGGAGUUGUCUUUUGCUGAACGAUACAAUCCACACACCAACACUUGGAGUCCGAUCGUAGCCAUGACGUCUAGACGUAGCGGCGUCGGUUUGGCCGUAGUUAACGGACAGUUGUACGCCGUGGGUGGUUUCGACGGAACGGCGUAUUUGAAAACGAUCGAAGUUUACGACACGGAACAAAAUCAUUGGAGGUUGUGUGGGACGAUGAAUUAUCGAAGACUUGGCGGUGGUGUCGGCGUCAUGAGAGCUCCCGAUAAUUGUUUUUGGCCGAGAUCCGAUGCUGUGUAA
Pediculus humanus corporis (human body louse) is the source of this 1830-nucleotide messenger RNA. RefSeq lists its product as uncharacterized. The record is from RefSeq and is a predicted model, not a curated record. The coding region runs from base 1 to 1830 and encodes 609 amino acids. Gene Ontology annotation, molecular function: protein binding. The transcript is spliced from 11 exons. Lineage: Eukaryota; Metazoa; Arthropoda; Insecta; Psocodea; Pediculidae.